AAUGGCUGCUCCAACAAGUUCUGUACCCUUCUCGGUGGAGGGCAAGACUGCUCUGAUCACCGGCGCCGGAUCAGGAAUCAACCUGUCCUUUGCGAAACUUCUGCUUACUCGCAACUGUAACGUGGUGAUUGCCGACAUAGCUCUUCGAUCAGAGGCACAAGCAGUGAUCGAUGAGCAUUCUGCCAAGGAUGAAUCAAAGCCACGGGCUGUGUUUGUGAAGACCGAUGUGGUCAAUUGGGAUGACCUGACGAACAUGUUCGAUGUUGCAGAGAAGGAGUUUGGAGAAGUUGACAUUGUCUGUCCUGGUGCUGGAGUGUUUGAGCCACACUGGUCCAACUUCUUCCACCCUCCCGGCUCAUCUGCCUCGAAGGACAAGCUCCAUGGAUCCGAAGGAGUGGGUCACUAUGCAACUCUCGAUAUCAAUAUCACGCAUCCUAUUCGCACGACUCAACUGGCCAUUUCUCGUUGGCUGAACCCGUCCGUGGGCAACAAGUCCGGCAAAGUCUCAGCUUCGAACCCGAAGCGUGUUGUGCAUAUUAGCAGCAUCGCAGGGCAAACCCCAUCAUUCUCGGUACCCUUGUACACGGCGUCAAAACAUGCCAUCUCCGGUUUCAUUCGAUCUUUAGCCGAACUGGACAUUCUUCAUAUCAGAGUGAAUGGAGUGGCCCCUGGCAUUAUCAAGACACCGUUAUGGACCGAUCACCCUGAGAAGCUUGCCAUGCUCGACGAGAAACAAGACGUGUGGGUCGAACCUGAGGAAGUGGCCGAGGCGAUGCUGAGGUGUGUCGAGGACCCUGAGGUGGGAGCGGGCUGGGUUCUUGAAGUUUUGAAAAGGAAGACGCGCAAUGUGGAAUGGAUGAAUGCUGGACCACCAGAAGGUCCUGGCGGCACUGCAAGCAAUCGAUCGGCGAAUGCAGCGGAAGUCUUCCAGUGGCUAGCGGAACCUGGCUGGGGCGCAGCAAAGUGAAGCAGUAAAAGGAUGACGUGCACCGGUCAUGUCCGUGGCUGGAUCAAUGGAUGCACAGCCUGAUCUAGAUCCCUUCGGUCUUUCAAAACUGCAUCGGGCCUUGAAAGCAAUCGUAUCCUAUUUCGGAUGUCUAUCCUUUUACUCUCAGAACGACGGCAUUUCGUCCCUA
Molecule: messenger RNA, 1136 nt
Organism: Zymoseptoria tritici IPO323
Lineage: Eukaryota; Fungi; Ascomycota; Dothideomycetes; Mycosphaerellales; Mycosphaerellaceae
Exons: 3
Cellular component (GO): cytoplasm
Molecular function (GO): oxidoreductase activity, acting on the CH-OH group of donors, NAD or NADP as acceptor
Source: RefSeq, a predicted model, not a curated record